GAACGUACGUGCGCGCUUUUCAACCGGGUGCUUCUCAAAAGAACGUGAAUUCGGUCUGAUCGUCGAGAUCUUUUUGAAAUUACCUUCUUGCUGUACGAUCGUGUAAAAAAGUGUGCUAAAUAAAGCUUCUUUUCCCGCUAAAAGCCGGAUCGAACCGCAACUUGUACGCCAGGUGCUAUUGCUUCGCCAGCGGGCCUAACGACACAACAAGCGGAACAGCGCGAAUUCCACAUUCCACCGGUGCAAAAUGGCUCUUAACUGCGGACAUUCGACGUUAAAGUACCUGCUUUUCAUCUUCAAUCUGCUGUGCCUGUUGUGCGGCAUAGCGUUGAUUGUGGCCGGUGCUAUUUCGCUGGUAAAACUCGAUGAGCUGCGUGAUAUCAGCGAUGAGUACAACAUCGUCGCUCCGUCCAUCCUGCUGAUCGUGUUCGGUUCGAUCGUGUUCGUCAUCUCGUUCUUCGGUUGCUGUGGAGCCAUCCGCGAAUCGUACUGCAUGACCUCGACCUACAGCUUCUUCCUGAUCCUGCUCGUGAUCGCUCAGAUUGUGAUUGCCAUCCUGGUGUUCGUCUUCGUCGGUGACGUAACCAUCGCCAUCAAGAAGGGCUUCGAGCGCGUAUUUGAGAACCGCGACAACCCGGUCAACUCGGACCUGAUCAACACGAUCCAGCAGAACCUGGAAUGUUGCGGCAAGAGUAGCUUCCUGGACUAUGGCGUCAACUUCCCGCAAUCGUGCUGCAGCAGCGGUGGAACUGCCCCACUGUGCGUGCCAUUUGCUCGAGGAUGCGUGGGUCGUCUGUCCGAAUUCCUGGACAAUGCCGGUAACGUCGUCGCCUGGGUGUCGCUCGGUGUCGCCGCUGUCGAGCUCUUCAGUCUCAUCUCGGCCUGCUGCCUGGCCAACGCCAUCCGCAACCAGGAGAGAAGGUCUGGUUACUAAAGUUUUCACCGAAAGAGCGCGUUUUUCCCCACGACCUACAUCCAUCCUUGUACCCAAAGAGAGAAACGAAACAGAGAGACCAAAACAGAGAGUACAGACGACACGCGUCCCAAGACACAUGCCAGCUCCUUCCUCUUUCUCUCUCUCUCUCUCUGAGCUACAACCAAAACGAUAACAGCUGAAAAAAAAAACAUGUCCCACUAACAUGUCUAUUCGAACUGAUAAAAAUCAUCUAACAUCGAAACGAAAACAAAACCGCAACCAACAAUCCUUCCAAAGCAAUCACCAUCAUCCACACUCCAUUGGCGUUUGGCGCGGAUCCUCUUUCAUGUCUUGUUGCGUCCGAUCAUGGCAUGGCAUAAGCAAGUGCAACGCUGGUUCUAAUGCAUAUACUUUUAUGUUUUUGUUUCUCGUUGUGUUGUCCCUUCCUUCCGAACAGAUACAGCUAAGAAGUUACUGCACUACUAUCACUCUUUUUUGUAGUUGGUGGGUGUCGUCGUCCGUUUCAAAUGUUGCAGAUGCUAGGAGGAAAGCGGAGAGAAAGAGGAGGAUGAGCAUAUAAGUACUGCUUUUGUUUUGUUGGAAACAUUCGUUAAGAGACUAUAUACUGGAAUAAGAAGAUACUGGAGUAUAUUGAUGGUUUGCUUUUGUGGUUUCGUACACCGCUUGUGGGGAACGACCAUGUUCCACGCUACAUCAUCAUUAGCAUUGAUCAUGAUCAAAUCCAAUAAGUUGUACUGUGAGAAUGAAAGCAAAAGGACACCAUGCACACACCCCGCUGACGAAACACACCAGGAACGCGACGACCCACGUGUGUGAUAAAGAACAAAACGUCCUAUUCUGACAGCACAAUAAUGAUUCGUAACAGAGCCGUUUAGAGAACCAUGCCCUCACAAGUGCCAGCCUGAUCAAAACCAUCGACCAGAUCUCGUCGACAGCACCGAAAUCAUCGGAACUACUUCUGGUUGAUCGACACCAUCGGAGCAGUACGCCACCGACACCUCACUGCUAAGCCACCUGCUCCAACACCCCGUCGUGCGUCUAUUGCUUAUGUCCUACCGUGUGUGUUUGUGUGCGUCUGUUUUCUUCUAUUUUAUGUUUGCGCAAAAAAGGGCUUCUUUGUCGCUAUUUAUACAAACUAAAUGUAAACGUAUAUUAAUCCAUCGUUUGGCUUCGAUGGCCCCUCCUUUUUUCAUGGGUGUCGUCACUCCACCCCCGCUCCCUCUUUUUCCACUGGCGGGUAAAGGCAAGCUUUGCAGGAAGGAAGAAGUAUCGAAUUGCUGGGCAACAUUCUCGUUUAGUUUCUUACUCGCUGCUAACUUCUUCUUUCCGAUCUUCGAAUAUUUCCGAGUGUGUCGUGCGUGCGGACAUGUCUCUUGAAACUGAACACUCGACACGUGUAGCAUUUAAGAAACAAAUAUUCUCUUGGACUAUAAUCAUACACGAAUCGGAGCAGAACACAGUUACAAUUGCGGUUGUUUUUUUGAUACAUAUAUUUCCCCUCAAUUAUUUUACAAAAGACACACGAAGCGUGUGCAUGCAAAUUCAUACAUUUAUAUACAUGUAAAGUUGAAUCAAAACCAGUAAUAUUUCAAUACUAUCUAUUUUAAAAUCGAAUUCACUUUAGUUUUUGUAACAAGCAUUGCACUACAAAACAACACCACAUACUUUUGGCAAAGUAUUUUUGCGAUCCACGUGAUCGCUGUUGAAUUUGACCAAGAAUAAUGCAGUUAUUAAAUAUAUACAUAUUAU
Molecule: messenger RNA, 2686 nt
Organism: Anopheles nili
Lineage: Eukaryota; Metazoa; Arthropoda; Insecta; Diptera; Culicidae
Product: 23 kDa integral membrane protein-like
Exons: 5
Coding region: 248-934 (228 amino acids)
Cellular component (GO): membrane
Source: RefSeq, a predicted model, not a curated record